Messenger RNA from Triticum urartu, 2727 nucleotides. The record is from RefSeq and is a predicted model, not a curated record. Lineage: Eukaryota; Viridiplantae; Streptophyta; Magnoliopsida; Poales; Poaceae.
CAGUGCAAGUGGAUCUGCAGUCUAUAGCAGCAAAUUUGUGGGGGUUGCCAAUUUUGUGGGGGAUCUGCAGCCUAACAGGGUAGCAAUGGGGAGAAACAGAGCAACAACUAUGCAUUCAUUUUUCAAAAGAAAAAGAGAUGACACAUCUGUUGAAGUUGAAGGUCUUUUGCCUCUUGAAUCUCUACCAUUGGCAUUGCUUGAACAAGAGUAUCAUACUGAGAAUGAAGAACAACAUCAAACUGAAAAUGAAGAAGCAGAACAGCUGAGUGAAAAUGACGAACGACAAACAAAUGAGCCUAUCAUAUUUCGAGGUGUCGAGUUCUUGCAGAGAGAUCCUGCAUUGCGACCACAAAUUUGGCAAUAUCCACCUAAUGUGAGAGAUGAAGUGCGAAGAGCAUACAUGCAACUAGGUCCUAUGCAGCCAAAACUGAAUGAUUACAAACCUUCUGGAAAACCUGGGCAUCAACGGCGUUUCCAAUUCAGUUGGUUCAAGGAUUUUCCAUCAUGGUUAGAAUAUUCUACUAGCAGCCAUCGUGCUUAUUGUUUUUACUGCUUCCUAGGCAACAAAAACAUCAAGAAACGAAGUGGUUUUGAUGUGUUUUCUGCUCAUGGCUUUGACCAUUAGAAAAAAGUUAAAAAUGGAGAAAGGUGUGCGUUCUUGGCUCAUGUUGGAUGUAGUCCUUGUUCACACCACAACAAUACAGUGAGAGAUUGUCAUGCUAUCUUGGAUCAACCAACCCACAUAGUAAACGUUAUGAAGGUUCAAGACAACAAGGAGAAAGAGAGAGAUACUUUGCGGUUAAGAACAUCAAUUGCAGUUGUGAAGUGGCUCACCUUCCAGUCUUGUGCUUUCAGAGGCCAUGAUGAGACACCCGAGUCAAGAAAUCGAGGGAACUUCAUUGAAUUGAUAAAGCUUCUCACAGAAUUCAAUCCCGAAAUUGCAGCUGUAGUUUUAGAGAAUUCUCCUAGGUGUAGCAAAUACACAUCCCAUCAAAUUCAACAAGAGAUAUUGAGUAUUUAUGCACUGAAGGUUAGGCAGUAUAUCCGCCAAGAGAUUGGUGAUUCAAAAUUCUCUAUUCUAGUGGAUUAAACAUGUGAUGCUUCUAAAAGAGAGCAAAUGGCAGUAGUGUUCAGAUUCCCCGAUAAAGAAGGUUUGUUACAAGAACGCUUCUUUGAUCUGAUACAUGUAAAGAACACCAAAGCACUAACAUUAAAGGAAGAGUUGACUGCUUUAUUGUCCAACAAUGGCUUUGAUGUUCAAAAUUUGCGUGGCCAAGGAUACGAUGGGGCUAGCAACAUGAAGGGUGAGUUCAAUGGAUUACAAGCACUUUUCCUCAAAGAUUGUCCGUAUGCUUAUUAUGUACACUGCUAUGCACAUCGCCUGCAACUUGCCCUUGUUGCUGCAGCAAGAGAUGUUGUUCCUAUUAGCCAAUUUUUCCAGAAACUUCUCUACAUCAUAAACAUUGUUGACUCAUCGUCAAAGCGACAUGAUGAGCUACAUGAUGCCCAAGUUGUUGAGAUUGCACGUCUACUUGCAAUUGAUCAGAUUGAGACAAGCAAAGGGGGGAAUCAGAUCAGAGCAUUAAAGCGUCCAGGAGACACUCGAUGGGGGUCACACUUGGGUUCUAUAUCUAGCCUUAUGGAUAUGUUCAACGCAGUAAGUUCUACUCUACAAACUAUAGCUUCUGAUGCUUCUGCUGGUACACACCGAGCUGAUGCAGAUACUGCUUACAACUACUUGAUCGAUUUUGAGUUUGUGUUUGGCCUAUGUAUGAUGAUAGAGAUAUUGCAGAUCAGUGAAGAGCUUGGGAAAGCUUUGCAAAAGAAAAGACAGGAUAUAGUGAAUGCUAUUCGUUUAGUUUCAUCCACAAAGGCCCUUCUAGAAAAACUGAGAUCAGAUAAUGGUUGGGAUAAUUUUUUUUUACUACUGUUGUUGAGUUUUGCAUGGAUCAUGGCAUUGAGAUUCCUGAUAUGGAUGAGCCAUAUAUUUUACGUGGGGGUCGUGCUCGUCGUCAAGCUGAUAAUUUUACCAAAGAGCAUUAUUUCCGAGUGGAGAUAUUUCGAGCAACGUUGGACAACCAAUUGAAUGAGUUAAAUUUGAAAUUCAACGAAAAAGUGAUGGGUCUUUUAUCUGUUAGUGUAACUCUAAUACCAAAAAAUGGGUUUGCAUGUUUCAAUGCUAAAGACAUAUGCAAAAUGGUCGAGAAGUUCUAUCCGGCAGAUUUUACACAUCAAGAGCUAAUUGCAUUGGAGCGUCAAUUGAACCAUUUUGCUUCAGAUGCUUCUAAUAAUGAAGAUCUAAAGAAGCCAACAACUUUGAUUGCACUUUGUAGAUGCCUUUUUGUGACAGGACGGUAUAGGAUCUAUAACAUGGUUGAUAGGUUGAUUCGUUUGCUUAUCACUCUUCCGGUUUCCACUGCUAGUGCUGAGCGUGCAUUCUCUAGCUUGAAGAUUAUCAAGACAAGGCUGCACAACACAAUGGAAGAUGAGUACCUCGCCAAUAGCUUGCUUAUACAGGUUGAACGGGAACUUGCAAAAAAAUUCAACUUUGAAGAUAUAAUUGCUGAUUUUAAAGAUCGGAAGAAGAGGAGAGCAAAUCUUGAAUGAAUCACGUACUCCAUGUUGUCUAACUAUCCAUGUUUGAUUCGUCUUUUGCUAAAUGGUUAGGAGGUUGCUAAAUGCCUAAAUAUGCUUGGGUGCUCUUAGACUGCUAUAUAUAUUCUCCAA